Molecule: messenger RNA, 1160 nt
Organism: Colletotrichum tamarilloi
Lineage: Eukaryota; Fungi; Ascomycota; Sordariomycetes; Glomerellales; Glomerellaceae
Exons: 2
Molecular function (GO): protein binding
Source: RefSeq, a predicted model, not a curated record
AUGACAGUGACGCUGCAUCUCGACACAUCUCAGGUGCCCCUCCCGGGCAGUAUGCUCGACAACGCAACCGCUAGACAUAGCGAGACCAAGACUGCAUCUAUCAACGAAGUCCAAGCCAUUUAUAAUAGGCUUGUGGUGGCAGAGAACGAACGCUACAAGGCCAUCCCCACCCAAUAUUCUCAACCGGACUCAGUGCUCAGUCAUGAGCAAUGGAAGGACAUUGUCGCGUGUCAUUAUACGCUUCUGUCGAACACUCUCGAGCAGCUCUUCUUCUACACAAAGUCUCUCUGUGUACGAGUUCCGUUCCUAGACGCUCGGGAUUCCCUUGCGGUGUUCUUCAAACAGAACAUGGACGAGGUCUCCGGAACGUCCGUGGUAAGCACAAAUUCGUACGGCUUCAAUGAGACUCCUGACAUCAAGCUGACGAACGAGGUGGCCGUAUCUCUUGACCCGAGUCGCGUAGAUGACGGAACCGAGAUACUUGACCACCUGGAGUCCGAGGGCAUGAUACAUUUGGCCUUGGCAGUCGAUCUAGAGGAUUCCGACAUGGUGAUGAUUGAUAUCAUGACUCCCGACGCGGACGAGCUCGGUUGUAUGGAGCAAGAGUCUCCAGUCGCCAUCGCCGUACCUCUCCACGACGAGGAGGUGACCGGAGCUAUGGAUAUCACCACUGUCUUCGUACGCGCUCACGGUCUUCUGUUCUCUGAGAAGGACCACAAUCAGUUCAUUGCCCAGUCGAAAAUCUUGACUAGACACCUUGCUGCAUCUGCUUGCCAGUGGACGGAGCAUGGAUACCACAUAUCCAUCGUCCUGCAUUGCGCUCUACUUGAGUACGGUAGCGAGAGCAACCCGAUCAUGAGGAUCAUCAAACAAGGACGUGGAGACGAAGGAGACAUGGCAGUCAGCGACACCCCAAACUUCGACGAGAGGCAAACCGUUCCAACUCAAAGAUUUAACGACGCGCUUGAGUUUAUUUCCCGUGCCCAUAGAGCUGUGUUUGGCCUCCCUGGCGAUGAGAUGGCGUACCCCUACCUGCAUGUCACCCUGGUGUUCUUGCACCACAUGUCACAGUUCCCCGACGCGAUGGCCUAUAUCGAGGAGAAGAUGCCCUGGAAGAGGAUCUCCUUAUGUCUUAAUAGCGCCAUGAAAUCAUGUUCAUC